UAUGUAAGUGUUUGAGUUCAUCUUCUAAAUAAUCUAUGUUCGUUUGAACUGUUGAUGUAGAACAUAAAUUUAGAAAUGUUGGGACAUGUUCAACAUCCAUCAUGCUCAAAAGUUCGCAAGAAGACCGUGCAAGACUCGUGAGUUCCUCGCAUUUUCUUUCGUACAUACCCCAGAGAGUGGAAGUAGGGGCGCUUGUGACCGAGACUUAUGGAAAUUUAAAGAAUCACGUCCGAAAUAUGACAGAGGCAAUUCUAACAGAAAGAUUUAAUGCUUUGUUUUCUCCCAGGACUGUAUAAUGCUUUGUCUGCUCGCAUAAUAAAUCGAGGGUGUGGAUGCAAUUGUUUGUUAUUUAUGAAUUGAUUCCUCUCCUCAUCACGAACUCUGCUUUUCACUUAUGGAACUUUCCGAUCCGAAUGACCCAGCGAAAUGAAGGAUUCCACAUAUCUAAAUGAUCGAGAAAGGAUUACAUGAUCGAGAACAUCAAUCAAAUGAUGAUUUGCAAAAUACACAAUAUCAAGUUACUACACUUUAAAAAAAACAAACGAACAAUAAUGGCGAUGUUCAGUAGUCCCCUGGAGAUUUACUGUCUUGUCCUUGGAUGUCAAUGGUGUUCUAUCGAUUGGAGGCAGAGCGAUCGGAACACCGCAUUGGAAACGAAUUACUUGGCAAACUUCAUGCCGUCAGCAUAUAUUUCAAGCGAUCUCUGCGACUGUAUGCAGCGAACGAUUUCAUUUAGAGUAAAUCUAUAUCUAAUGUAAUGUCAAUUUCAACAAUGGGACGGCGAUUGUAAAGCUAACAGCUGUUACAGAGGGCAGGCAGUGACAUCUAACGCGGGGAGGACACGACUGGUGAGAUCUAAGUAUUGCUGUCGAGUAAUAUGGCCUGUGAAACAUUUGUGAGGGAGUUCCAGUCCGAUUAUUUGGGUCUCAACCACGAACAACCAUUGGAUUUCCUCCGAUCGCAGUGGCCAAUCAAUCAAAAGCUAUAUUUGAUUUGCCGGUUGCUUGUUUCCUUCGCCUUGAUUGGUUGGUUUUUUGCUGACAUUAUCUACGAAUCAGAAACGUUCUAUCAGGAUCGCACGUGGACGUAUGCUGUAUACGCCACCAACUGGAGUUUUCUCCUGCUCGUCAUCACCAGUGUCUACCAGACAGCCUGCAGCUUGGUCUACACAGUCAAGUCCUCAGAUAACUUAGAUGACAGAUAUUUUGACAGAAUGCCUCUAUCCUUAAAGACGCUGUGGGUACUUAAGAACAUCAGUUAUAACUCUGCAUUUAUCGUUACAAUGUCCUAUUGGACCUUCAUUGUCUUUCUGGAUCACAGCAAGUUAUUCCAAACUGACUUGAGCAGAAUGAAGCACACUUUGAAUUCUGUAUACGUUCUACUAGAUGUGAUGAUUUCUGCGACCCCUUUUCGUCUUCUGCAUAUGUUAUAUACAAUGGUGCUAGGAUCCAUCUACGCAUUGUUCAACGCUAUGUACUUCAUGAAUGACGGAACUAUUCUGGAAGGGCGACAUUACGCUUACAAUGUCCUGAACUGGGUGAAGCCCACAGAGGCUAUUGUGACGUGUACAUUGUGUAUUGUUCUCUCUAUUCUGAGCCAGACGAUAUUAUUCUUGCUGUACAGACUGCGCGUAUGGAUACAUUGUAAAUUGUAUUUCAAGGAACCUGCCGCUGCACCGCUGGAUGAUUUUGAAUCUGAAAUGAGUAGUAUUAUAUCGGAUCAUACGAACUAUACCAUGGAGUGAUCGUCAAACUGAUAUUGAAUCUGAAAUGAGUAGUAUUAUAUCGGAUCAUACGAACUAUACCAUGGAGUGAUCGUCAAACUGAUAUUGACAAAACGUUUUACAAGUCAUGAAUUAUACAUCAUUAAUAUGCUUGUAAUUUCAAUCAAAUCAAUGACAAAAAUCUAGAAAGCCCACUCAAUUGUCUACAGCUCUGUCUCGAUCUCUUUCUUUCUCGUGUUAUUUAAACAGCUGCAUAGUGUGUGAUAUCGACUUUCUCAUUUAGUAUCAUUUUAUUAUUUUUUUUUUUAUUUCUAGAAAUGUGCACAAGUAUAACAGUUGUGUUAUGUGAAAGUAAUGCUUUACUUUUAAAUGAAUAUGUGUGAACAGAUACCGAUGUUAUUGAAUAUUUUCAUACACCUGCGCACACAUGUUGCAAGGUCUUCAAGUGGUGAACGUUUAAAACAUUUGUUAGCUUAGUAAACAAAAUAAAAGGUGUAUUCAGUGAACAGUAUUGUGCACAAAGAUUACAAUUUUGUAGCAGGCUUGGAUUUCUAGAAAAAAUCUCAAACUUAAGUUUAAGUUUCUUUUUAUUUGAGCAAGCAAACUUUGAGUACAAUUUCAGGCUUAAGUCCAAAUUUUGACUGAAGUUUUUCUCUCUUGAGAUAUCCCGGCCAGAAUGAAUACGGCAUAUAUAUACGUAGUCUACCUGUGGUUAAUGGGUCGAAUGGAACAUUAUAUAAUUAUAUGUUAAACAUAUUUCAUCCAUGAUAUCAAGUUAAAUCCUAACUUUACAUGAAACUUGCCCUGUAGCCGUAACGCAACUUUUCUCUAUAUCAACUUAGUUUUGACCCUAACCACAACCUAGAUUCUUUACUCAAACUCUUAUCCAACUUUCAUUUAAAUCAAACUUACUCUUGAAGUUUACCCAAAUCCUAACUUUAUACCCUAAAUUUUGAUGCAUAUUCGAGCCUAUUCCCACAAACCCAACAUAAUAUCAAACAUGACCCCUAGCGCUUUAUCCUUAUCCUAACUUUGCGAUGUUGAGAUGAGAAGCUAUAACGAUGUUGAUAAUGUAAAUGAUGUUGACAAGAAACUUGAAGAAAGGUUAUAACGAUCUUAAGAAUGAAAGGUGAAGAUUACGUACAGUGAUCAAAGUGAUAUAAACAUACAAUGUAAAUGAUGUUGACAAGAGAGAUUACGAUGAUGUUGAUGUAAAUGAUGUUGACAAGAGAGAUUACGAUGAUGUUGAUGUAAAUGAUGUUGACAAGAGAGAUUACGAUGAUGUUGAUAAUGUAAAUGAUGUUGACAAGAGAGAUUACGAUGAUGUUGAUAAUGUAAAUGAUGUUGACAAGAGAGAUUACGAUGAUGUUGAUAAUGUAAAUGAUGUUGACAAGAGAGAUUACGAUGAUGUUGAUAAUGUAAAUGAUGUUGACAAGAGAGAUUACGAUGAUGUUGGUAAUGUAAAUGAUGUUGACAAGAGAGAUUACGAUGAUGUUGAUAAUGUAAAUGAUGUUGACAAGAGAUAUUAUGAUGAUGUUGAUAAUGUAAAUGAUGUUGACAAGAGAUAUUAUGAUGAUGUUGAUAGAGUGCAUGACACUGAAUCAUUGCUGUAUAUCUUAUGAUGUUCAUAAAGUCAAAUCAAUAUCGUGGACAGCACAUGAAUGAAAAUCACAAAUAUUAAAUGAAUAUUGAUGACA
Ostrea edulis (European flat oyster) is the source of this 3420-nucleotide messenger RNA. Its product is annotated as protein rolling stone-like. The transcript has 4 exons. Gene Ontology annotation, cellular component: membrane. The record is from RefSeq and is a predicted model, not a curated record. Lineage: Eukaryota; Metazoa; Mollusca; Bivalvia; Ostreida; Ostreidae. Bases 878 to 1744 code for a protein of 288 amino acids.